Molecule: messenger RNA, 897 nt
Organism: Kwoniella mangroviensis CBS 8507
Lineage: Eukaryota; Fungi; Basidiomycota; Tremellomycetes; Tremellales; Cryptococcaceae
Exons: 6
Coding region: 1-897 (298 amino acids)
Source: RefSeq, a predicted model, not a curated record
AUGUUCCUUUCAAACAAGCUCACCCUCUCUGGCCUUGCACUCAUCGCUUCAGUGGCUCUGCACGUCAGCGCUGCCAGCUACACAGGAUGUGUAAGCAGCUACGAUGAUGCUUCGAUACAAGCUAGCGAAAUCGAUGUUCCUCUGGGUCUAUGCACCGGCAUAUGUUCAGAGGUGGGAUCACCAUUCAUGCUGUACCAAAGCUCCACUGGGAAUUGUUAUUGUUCUUCUACCUCGCAAACUGCCAAUAGAUACGUUCAAGGUGCAGAUAACCAAGGCGGUUGCGCCAACUCCGCGAAUUACCAGACUUACGCUCUCAAGACUACUUUCGAGUUUCAAGGUUGUUAUUCCAAUAUGGAGACUGAUAAUGCUCCAGACAACGUAGACAACUUCGAACAAUGUUUCGCAUCAUGUGCCACAGAGGGUUCGGUCAUGUUCAACCCCUACGCUCUAGCUCCUUCUUUCGGUUGUCGAUGCAAUGCUCCCAAUACUAUCCAAGGCGGUAGUGGUAAUGAAGUCACCUGUGGAACCUAUACCUGGUACACUUUCACGCAUACUGCAGAAGCCGCUGCCAGUGAUCUAGCGAGGAGGAUGAUGAAAGAGAGAUUGUUGCAACUCAAAAGAGAAAGUCAGACUCUCUGUCCUCAAGGUAAUAAAGCUUGUGUCGUCCCCGGUUCAGCUUCUUACGAGUGUGUCGAUACUCGAACGGAACUUGAGUCGUGCGGAGGAUGUUUGCACGGCGAAUACCAGGCUACUUCCAAUGUCACUCUCGGAACUGACUGUUCAACUCUACCUGGGGUUGCUCUCGGUGCUAUCACAUGCAGUAACUCGCAAUGCGAGGCUUUCGCUUGUAAGAAAGGGUACGAGCUGGCGUCUGGUCUCUGUGUGCCCAUAGCUUAG